GGGGGGGGCUGGCCUGGCCCUAACCCCAUGGUGAGAGUCCACGAGGUUUUAUCUCCUUAAGAGCCGUUGAGCAGAAACACUUGAGUGCCUCGCUGUUGAACACCAAGGAUUCAGAACAAUUAUUCUGGAAAGGAUUCACUGGACGGAACAAAGUAUUGCACCACUGAAUUAAACAAAUGCAAAUCUAGACAAACAUUUUGUAACCUUUUCCACAAUUUUCCACAAUGAAUGAAAAGACUUCAUCUCCAUCAAUGAGAGAGGAACAGGGCGGCCAGAGGUAAAGAAGGGACCAGUCCUUCAUUCAGCCUGGGCUUACAUUAAGGACAGACCUGUGGCUGCCCGGGACCCUCUGGCCGGAUCCCACCGCUGCCGGCCCCCCUCUCUCUUAAUCUCUCACUCGCCCAAUUAAGUGGUGCUCUUUACCCAGUAACCAGCCUGGGGCUCCAUGCUCUGGAGACAGGCAGGAGAUCAUACGGUUAACCCUAACCCUAAUGGAGGAUAAGGAGAGCAGCCAGUGACGCUGGUCAGACUAAGGGGCCCCUCACACUAGGGUUAGGGGUAACCCUAACCCUAAACUAAGGGGCCACUCACACCUGGGCCGCGGCCCCGUGCCGGAGCUCAUUUGCAUACUUAAGUCUAGAACGUUUGGCUAGUGUGACCACGCCAUCCGUAUUCCAGCCCGGAACAGCCCCUUGGCCAGGGCACUCUUGGGAGAGGUGUGCCGUGGCCAAAGUACAGAUGCUAAUGAGAUGACACGCGUACACGCGCAGAUACGCAACGUGAGCUGGAUGACAUAGUUCUUGCGCGACCCUUCUUUCUUUAUAGGUAGGUCCAUGCCAUUCUUCCCCACAACAAUUAUUUUAAACAAUGGUGGCAAGCGGUUUACGUGUGGGUUUACGUUGGUCCGAUAGUGAAGUCGAGGGUUUACUUGAAAUUUGGGCAGACGACAGCAUUCUGUCGCAGCUGGACACCACGCAUUUAUCGUAUUACGCCGUGAUGACGUAUGUAUGAAGGAGCAAUCGUGCCCAGGCCACGGCCUUUGGGAGCAGUGUGACCACGGGCCAGCGGGGGGAGUGGGGAGGGGGGGAAUCGUGCUGAAUCUUCCUGCAGCACGGAACAGGCUAACUUGCCUAGUGUGAGUGCGCCCUAAUGCAUUCUUCAGUAGACUUCCAGUCAGCAGCUCUCAGUGUGAUUCUGGGGGCCGGGUUGGCUUGGAUCACUGUCCUUUGGGACGGGGGGGUGUUCAAGUGUUAGAUAGUGGGUUAACAGGACAGCACAGAGGGUGCCCAAAGGUUUGUGAGUGGGUGUUGGUGUUUGCUCAUGGGUCCAUGUCAGCCCAAAGGGUCACAGCGGGUGUCAGGGCUGCAAGCGGGAUCCCCGCACUCGCAGGGUCUUAAGAGACCGCUGACCCGCCGUGCGCCCCCCCGUCACGACAGGUCAAAGGCCAGUCGGCCCCGAUGGACCCCCCCCCCCAACAGGUUAAAGCCCCUCGCUGCUCCUCUAGGGUCAGCCAGCCGCCCCCAUCGAUCCGCUGGAGUCUAGGCGAACCCCCCCUCCCAGAGGCUCUCGCCCCAAAGAUAACUGACAACGACAAAGCAGCCCUCCUGACAGGCCCCUGUCAAUACAGAUCUCCACUAUUGAUUAGUCGUUAAAGCGAGACCCGGGAGUUAGGGGAGCUUCUGCUGUUUAACUCGAGCAUCUGUUGGACAGAGUCUCUCCUCAUGCUGCCCCUCUCUCUGCUCUGUUUGUAUUGUGCUAUACUUACUUGGCUAUAGUAUCGGAAUAUAUGUUAUAUUAUAAUUGGUUGUCUGACACCUGACAUAAUAGAAAAACAUGUUCUUUGAUGUCCUGCUGAAAGACACAUUGUAUUUAUUAUUUCCCUACCAAUUCUUUCUACAAACAUCCUGUAACGAAACCAGUCUCUACGGUAUAGUCUAACAUAGCUAGUGCAACUGUCCAAACUUUAUUGGACAAGAAUAACUUAGCAUCAUGCGGGAUUAGCGAUUGUUUCUAGUGCGAUCCUUCACCUUUUGCUCUUCGUAUUUCCAGAGUCUGUGAGGGUAUUUCCGUUUUAUUUGACAGUAUUUAUUAAACCUUCCUGGUUUCCUCCAGGCUUACCAGAACGCCUUCUGCGAUGUGAGUGCUUUAGCUCUGUGGGCUUUGUUUUGGUUUUGCCAUAAUCCAUGCAUGUGUAAGUGGAUCUUCUAAGAGGAGGAUAACUCCAGUAAGCUCCUUUAAACGAUACGGCACGUACUGCCAAGCCACUUCUCAUUCACCUCCUCACUUAGAGGAUUCCCAUUAUUACCGUUUUUUAUAUAAACAGCUCAACCUAAUAUUCUGAGCGUUUAAAUAUGGUAGUGCAAGACGGGUCGGUGGGUCCGUCCUCUUCUGACCUGGUGGAGGGUUGGGCUGGGGCUCCAGGUAGAGCAGUCAGGACUGAAGGUUGGUGAGGCUCUACCCUUCCUCUGGCCGCGGGUGAGGGCCCCACCGCGGCCAGAGGAAGGGUAGAGAGAGAUCAUGGUGAAGUGCGUAGUUAGAAGGGGGGUGUAGCAGGGAUGGAGCUCUGGGUUCUGGCUGUGGGAGGGGGGGUGGAUGGGGGGUGCACACAACCACACUCUUUGUGUGCUUAUAAUCCCCCCAGCCAACACAGCUUUGGCCAGGUUUCAUCAUGAAAGUGCCAUGAAAUAACUACUUUUUUCUCCUCUUUGCAGUAAAUCUCCCCUAAUCCUGCGAGCCCCGGAGACAAAGGCCUCUGGGACCUGAUUCUGGAGCUUUGAGUGUGGCUGAGGGGCGGUCCCGCCAAGCCUCUUCUAAAUGACUUAUUUCUAUCAGACACUAAUACAGCUUGACAGCCACGAACAGGGAGAAAGAGGAGGGAAAAGCGCACGGAACACAAACAUCUCACAUUUUUGAGAAGUUUGAGCGGCUGAUUAUGUUAGUGAGGGAUCCCCUCCAUUCUUGUUGGAGCCCACAGGAGAAGAACGUAUUUAUUCUACUUCCCUAUCUUCUGCUCUUUAGUUGUCUAUCUGUGCGGUGCUUUUUGCUAAUGUUUCACGAGGUGACAAAAACAAAGAGCACUAAUACUAUAUACUCGUUAUUUGCAAUUUUCUAAUUUGAUUUGGCACACCUGCAUGCAUGUCACAAGAUGAUCCCUUUACAGUUUCCAAUUAAAACAGUCACAGCCUGAAGGUAACAGUAUUUGUCUCUAUGCUUGUGUUACCUAAAAACAUUCCUUAACUAGAGCCGAUACCCAUGAGAAACAUAAUCUGUCAUUGGACGGUUUAGGGUUUCUACACUGGACACAAACUCAGACCUUUAAGGAAUUAACUUCCUUAAAUGUCCUGAUUGUUGGAGUUAUUAGGUGUGUGUGUGUGUGUGUGUGUGUGUGUGUGUGUGUGUGUGUGUGUAGCCUUAUAAUGGUAAGGAGUUUUAAUGUUUCAUUCAUCAUUUUCCUUUCUACACAGAUUAGAUAUUUUUUUAAUUUGAUGAAUGUAAUGAUUAAUUAUUACAUACUAAUAUCUAUACUAUUAAUAUUAUUAUUUUGAUGCAAUGGAAAAUGUCUAGUUAAUGGACAAAAUAUGUUGCCUGUUAGAGAAAGAAGUCCCAAAGGGAGAGCGUAGAUUGAGAGGAGGAGAAAAGGGGGUGAGAAGUCCAGGGGACAAUCAAAGGCUGAUAUUUUAAUCUGUGCUGCCUCAGAGAUUAGCCGACCACAUUGUUGUAAUUGUUUUAACGGCAGGGAAUGAAACGGUCGCUUAUGGGGAAUCCUCGGCCUGAAUCCACCAAGUUCAAUAGUUUCCAAACUUGAGCCCCCGCGCCCCCUCGGUUUCCCUCAUCUCGCCUAAUCCUGCUUAAUCCCUGCCUUCCUAUUGGCUGAUGGCUAAGGGGAGACGGAGAAAUGCUUCUUAAAUAGUCUGUGGUUUCGGAGAAGUAGUUUACACACGACAAGGUAGCUGGUCGGCCCACCAGGAGAAGACCUAACCCUAACCCAUCAGGAUAAAGCUAUCCCUAACCCACCAGGAUAAGGCUAACCCUAACCCUAACCCACCAGGAUAAGGCUAACCCUAACCCACCAGGAUAAGGCUAACCCUAACCCUAACCCACCAGGAUAAGGCUAACCCUAACCCACCAGGAUAAGGCUAACCCUAACCCACCAGGAUAAGGCUAACCCUAACCCUGUUUUCUACUGUUUCGGACUAUUUCACCGGAGGACCUCAAACUGAAGAAGAUCCUUCGCCUCUUCUCGGAGCUCAGGGCCUCUGUCCUCCUACGAUCAUCCUCUUUCUCUUCAGGAUGGACUCUUUGAGUUUCUGCGGGCCUUCGAGCAGAGCCAGCGGACUCCUGCACAGCCUUGCCCCCAUGGGCUUUGAUCUACACCAGCAGAUGGCAGAACAGUUCUGUGUUUACCCCAGUCCUACAGCCAACACACUUUCUGUUGCAGAGAGGCUGGCAGAGCUCAUCCUGGAGGCUCGCUAUGGCAACCAGCAGAAGCAGCGCCGCAGCCGGACGGCCUUCAGCGCGUCCCAGCUGCAGGCCCUGGAGACGGGCUUCCAGCAGAGCCAGUACCCCGACGUGGGCAUGCGAGAGAGGCUGGCCAUGUGCGUCAACUUACCUGAGGCCCGCAUCCAGGUGUGGUUUAAGAACCGAAGGGCCAAGCUUCGCAAAGGACAGAGGGCCGCCCCACCUUCCAGAGGGCCCAGUGCCGAAGCAGCUCUGCCUUAUGACGCCCUGCGAGAAGGGGCCCAGCGAGGAGGGGCCCAGCGAGAAGGGGCCCAGCGAGAGGGGGCCCAGCGAGGAGGGGCCCAGCGAGAAGGGGCCCAGCGAGAGGGGGCCCAGCGAGGAGGGGCCCAGCGAGGAGGGGCCUGGACCAACGCCGCUCACGCUGCUCCAACUCUAGCGGAGCUGAGGGACUUCGCCGUUCGCUCGCCACACACAGACUCCCUCGUGUCCAGGGCCCCAGCGCGCUCCCAUCCACAGCUCCCCCUUGUGGCCGCUGGAGGGUACAGGCUGGCCCACUCCGGCUUCCCCGCUGUGGGGGUGCUGUCCGUGGAGAUCCCCCUCGCCCCCCCCUUCUGGCCCAUCAUGCACCAGCACGGCAUGGCCGGCCUGGGGGUCCUAUCGUCGACGGUCAGCAAAAACUAGCCUGGCCCUCCACACCGGUUGUUCCAGUACAGCUGCCCCUCACCUUGGGCUGUAGCCCCCCCCCCACACACACACAGAAACACACACGCGCGCACACACGCACAGAAAGGUGAACUCCAUGCUGUGGAAUUACUAUUGACAUUUUUUCCGUUGAGCCUUUCCUUGAUAAAUUCUUUAAAAUGUCUGCAGGCAAAUUAAUGACUUAUUUAUUGCUUUUACCUGUUAUGUGUUCAGCCUGAUUUAAUAAAGCAAUGAACCAUAAUAACGUAAAUUACAAACAA
Molecule: messenger RNA, 5420 nt
Organism: Gadus macrocephalus (Pacific cod)
Lineage: Eukaryota; Metazoa; Chordata; Actinopteri; Gadiformes; Gadidae
Gene: dmbx2
Exons: 4
Coding region: 4291-5139 (282 amino acids)
Biological process (GO): regulation of transcription by RNA polymerase II
Molecular function (GO): DNA-binding transcription factor activity, RNA polymerase II-specific; RNA polymerase II transcription regulatory region sequence-specific DNA binding
Source: RefSeq, a predicted model, not a curated record